Impatiens glandulifera is the source of this 2664-nucleotide messenger RNA. Its product is annotated as type I inositol polyphosphate 5-phosphatase 4. Gene Ontology annotation, molecular function: inositol-polyphosphate 5-phosphatase activity; phosphatidylinositol-3,4,5-trisphosphate 5-phosphatase activity; phosphatidylinositol-4,5-bisphosphate 5-phosphatase activity. The record is from RefSeq and is a predicted model, not a curated record. Gene Ontology annotation, biological process: phosphatidylinositol dephosphorylation. The coding region runs from base 620 to 2323 and encodes 567 amino acids. The transcript has 13 exons. NCBI's taxonomy places the organism in Eukaryota, Viridiplantae, Streptophyta, Magnoliopsida, Ericales, Balsaminaceae.
AGAGUUUUUGAAACAGCACAGCACUUUAUUCUCCUCAAAUUCGAUACUUUUCUGAGCUUAGAAAGAGGUAAUAUAGAGGGGGGAUAAAAGAAGAAGAAGACGACCCUCUUCACUCUCUCUCUCUCUCUCUCUCUCUCUCUCUCUCUCUUUCCUGUCUCUUUUAUGUCUCCUACAUUGUCUUGUUUCUACACCAGAAUCUCAUAGGUUUACUUCCACGCUUAGAGAAGAAGAAGAAGAAGAACAAGCCUUUUAAGAUUUUUAUUUUUUUAUUUUUAAAGAAACAGUGAGUGUUUUCUUUUGAUUAGACCUCGUGUUUAGAUUCCCGGAACCAAAAUGCCGAGAAAUCGGGGCUCCCUUAAUUGUUCUCUCCUUGUUAGCUGAGAACAGAACAGAACAGAGAGAGUCCUACUUCUUUCUUUCUCUCUCUUCUACUUCUUAUCUACUAUCCAUCGGUUCACUUUAAUUCUUUAAUCUUUGGCCGGAGGAGGAGGAAGCUAGUUAGCCCAAUAUAUUUAUGAGGAAAGAGUCUUGGUUGGUGAAGGAAAUCGGCAGAUCAAAUUUGAUAAGUUACAUUCAAGAUUGAAGCUUUUCACUCAUCCUUGAUGAGUUUUGUGAGACAAUGAGAGAUGACAAUUGCAAGAAAAGCAAGCUUUCUUGGUCUAAGACCCUUGUCAAGAAAUGGUUCAACAUCAAGAGCAAAGCUGAGGACUUUAAUUCAGACGACGUCGUUUACCCAGGUGGUGGUGAUGAAGAAUGGAGGCAAAACUUCUCAGUAGAGAGAGAUGCAGCAUGCGCCACCAUUAAGAAAAGCAAAACAGCAGGGAGGAGGACGACAAGCAGGAAGAACAUAGAUCGUGCCCGCCGGAGUAAGAUUGACUUAGAGUCUUCUCAAAUCACUGAUAUCCAUAAUCAUAGGGUUUUCGUGGCUACUUGGAAUGUUGCUGGGAAAUCCCCACCAAGCAAUUUGAAUCUUGAUGACUGGCUUCAUGCUUCCCCGCCGGCUGACAUAUAUGUUCUUGGGUUUCAAGAGAUUGUUCCAUUGAAUGCCGGAAAUGUAUUAGGAACAGAAGACAACGGCCCGGCUAGAAAAUGGGUAGCCCUAAUUCGAAAAACACUAAACAGCCUUCCGGGCACAAGCGGCGACUAUCGAACCCCUUCCCCUGUUCCUGAUCCAGUAGUUGAACUAGAUUCAGAUUUUGAAGGAGGAUCAACGAGGGAAAAUCCGCCGAAUUUCUUCCACCGUCGUUCUUUUCAUUCCUUGAGUCGUAGUAUGAGAAUGUCGGACAACGAUGUAAUGUAUGUUCAACCGCAACCUAGACUUGACCGAAGAUUUAGUGUAUGUGACCGUGGAAGUCGUGGCCAUACGACAGGAGAGUACUAUGAACGGAAUUGCAGGUGGGAAUCAUCUGACGAUGAAAAUGGGCUUGAGGAUUCACCGGACCCGCCGUCUUACAGAUGGUCUAAUUCUAAUUCCAUGUCGGAAAGAGAUGGGCAGUCAAGGUACUGUUUGGUCGCCAGCAAGCAAAUGGUCGGGAUAUUCCUUACUGUAUGGGUGAAGAGAGAUUUAAGGGAUUAUGUUCGAAACAUGAAAGUUUCUUGCGUGGGCAGAGGAUUAAUGGGUUAUUUAGGAAACAAGGGUUCAAUUUCGAUUAGCAUGUCCUUACACCAAACAAGCUUUUGCUUCGUUUGCAGUCAUUUGACAUCGGGACAAAAGGAAGGAGACGAGCUUCGUAGAAACGCGGAUGUAAUGGAAAUUCUUCGAAAAACGAGGUUCCCUAGAGUUCAUGGAGUUGGGGACGAAAAUGCCCCUCAAACAAUCCUCGAUCAUGAUCGUGUUAUUUGGCUUGGCGAUUUGAAUUAUCGGAUUGCCCUAUCCUAUCGUUACGCCAAAGCACUAGUUGAGAUGCGAGAUUGGAGGGCAUUGUUGGAAAAUGAUCAGCUUCAAAUAGAGCAAAGUUAUGGCCGUGUUUUUGAGGAUUGGAAAGAAGGCCAGAUCUAUUUCCCUCCGACUUACAAGUACUCGAAUAACUCAGAUCAAUAUGCUGGCGACGACUUGCAUCCAAAACAAAAACGAAGAACUCCCGCAUGGUGCGACCGCAUACUAUGGUACGGAAGUGGCCUUCGUCAAAUAUCUUAUGUCCGAGGAGAAUCUAGAUUCUCGGAUCAUAGGCCAGUCUACAGCGUAUUCUUGGUUGAGGUCGAGUCAAUCAAUAGAAAUCGGAUCAAGAAAAGCAUGAGCACCACGAGUUCAAGAAUUGAGGUCGAAGAGUUGUUGCCAUAUUCCAACACUUAUGGGUCAUACAAUGGCCUUAAUUACUAUUGAAAAAGACCCUUAGAGAUGCAAAUUUUAGCCCAUCGGUUCGACCCUAUGUGAUGAUAAAGGUAUGCUGUGUGAUGGCAAUUUGGAUAUUCCAUCUUUAUGGGUGGAAAGAAAGAGUCAUGAUUAAUUGCCUAAAAUCUCCAAUAAGAAACAACUCUCUCAGCACCAAAUUAUCCAACUGGGGGUGAAAAUAAGAACUUCCAAAUUGGAUUGUACUUUUUUGGCUGCAAUGGAGGGAUUGUCCUUUAAAAUCAUGAGAUUUAGGGAGGAAUAAUAAAGUUAGGAGUUUGAUUUGUACAUACUUCAAAUUUAAUGGACAGAAAUGAUAAUUACAAUUUUGUUUA